Molecule: messenger RNA, 3990 nt
Organism: Catharus ustulatus (Swainson's thrush)
Lineage: Eukaryota; Metazoa; Chordata; Aves; Passeriformes; Turdidae
Gene: RUFY2
Product: RUN and FYVE domain containing 2
Exons: 13
Coding region: 91-1404 (437 amino acids)
Cellular component (GO): cytoplasm
Molecular function (GO): metal ion binding
Source: RefSeq, a predicted model, not a curated record
GGGCGGGAGGAGCCGCAGGGAGCGGCCGGUGCGCUGCGCUCUGCGCUGCUGCGCGCCCUGCGAGCCCCUCCGCGCUGCUCCUCUCCAGCCAUGGCUGUAAAGGACCCUACAGCUGUAGAAAGAGCAAAUUUAUUGAACAUGGCUAAACUAAGCAUCAAAGGACUCAUUGAAUCAGCCCUGAGCUUUGGGCGCACUCUGGAUUCUGACUACCCACCUUUGCAGCAGUUCUUUGUUGUCAUGGAGCACUGCCUGAAGCACGGCCUGAAAGUAAGAAAAUCCUUUCUAAGUUACAAUAAAACCAUCUGGGGUCCUCUGGAACUUGUGGAGAAAUUAUAUCCAGAAGCUGAGGAAAUAGCAGCAAGUGUCAGAGAUUUGCCUGGCCUUAAGACCCCCCUGGGCCGUGCCCGGGCCUGGCUGAGGUUAGCGCUGAUGCAGAAGAAAAUGGCUGAUUAUCUUCGCUGCUUAAUCAUCCAGAGGGACCUCCUCAGUGAGUUUUAUGAGUAUCAUGCACUGAUGAUGGAGGAAGAAGGAGCAGUUAUUGUUGGGCUGUUAGUUGGGCUAAAUGUCAUCGAUGCCAACCUGUGUGUGAAGGGAGAAGACCUGGAUUCACAAGUGGGGGUGAUCGAUUUUUCUGUGUAUUUGAAGAGUGAUGAUGACAUUGGGGGUAAAGAAAGAAAUGUACAGAUUGCUGCAAUAUUGGACCAAAAGAAUUACGUUGAGGAACUCAACAGGCAACUGAAUAGCACAGUUAGCAGUCUACAUGCAAGAGUGGAUUCACUGGAGAAAUCAAACACUAAACUGAUUGAAGAGUUAGCAAUAGCAAAAAACAAUAUAAUUAAACUUCAGGAAGAAAACCAUCAAUUGAGGAGUGAAAAUACUCUGAUUUUAAUGAAAACACAGCAUCAUCUAGAGGCCACUAAGGUGGAUGUGGAAGCAGAGCUGCAGACGUACAAGCACUCGAGGCAGGGCUUGGAUGAGAUGUACAACGAGGCUCGUAGGCAGCUCCGCGAGGAGGCACAGCUGCGCCAGGAUAUGGAGAAUGAACUGGUGGUUCAGGUUAGCAUGAAACAUGAGAUAGAGCUUGCCAUGAAGCUGCUGGAGAAGGAUAUCCAUGAGAAGCAGGACACCCUCAUCGGCCUGCGGCAGCAGCUUGAUGAAGUGAAGGCAAUUAAUGUGGAAAUGUACCAAAAGCUGCAGGUUUCUGAAGAUGCUAUGAAAGAAAAGAAUGAAAUAAUUAGUCGAUUAGAGGAUAAGACCAAUCAAAUUAAUGCAACUAUGAAACAACUAGAACAAAGUGACAAAGAUCUGUUAACUCAAACUAGGACUAUUGCAAUGUCAUUCAUCAAAUGUGCCAGCAAUGAGGCUCAGCACCAGUAUAAACUUGUCAAGGAUAUAUCAUUCUGAAAGCUCCUCCAGAUCUCUUGUGUUGAAAUAAUUGCUGAUAAAAUAGGACUUGAGUUGUCCAGUUAAAACUUGAAAGUGGUAUUAGAAAUCCUGCACUGUAACUGAUCGUAGCUGGGUUCUGGUUUUGUUUUCUGAAAGAACGUCAUCUCCGAUCUCACUUUACCCCUCCUAAAAAAAAAAAAAAAAGAAAAAAAAAUUAAAUUACUGCACUAUUAUUAAGCAGAUGUAAGCUAGUUUUCUAAUGCUAUUGAAUCACUUCUUGGUCAAAUUUUAUUUUAAGAGGUUAGAAGUCUUUACUUUGGCUGUACAUUUUUAUGACACUUGUUUCUAAUUAGCGAUUUUUCCAGUUCUUUGGUACUAAGGGGUUUAAAAAGUAGCCCCACUUCUCUUCUGCUCUGCUUACUCCUUUCACUUUUAGGCUGUGUUUAUCCCAAAAGCACGCUCUCUGUUGGGCUUUGUGGUUGUAACUAGCACUGUUUUCUUGAACAGAGUGGCAGGAGCUGGAGGGAGGGGGCUGAGCUCUGGCAGAAGGAUGGAUGUAGGAAAAGAGGGUGGUGCCAACAUCGUGUUCUGUGUGUGCAGUGAAGGAAUGGCAGCCUUUGGACAGCUAAAGCACAGUUCCACCUCCCUGAUGGAGGAGGACACUCUCAUGGAGCAGAAGUGUGAUUGGAGCCUGAUGGGUGAGGGAGUCCAGGCAGAGACAGUGCUGCAGCAAAUUCUGUAGCUGUGCCUCCUGCUUAGCACAGCUGCCCUGGGAGGGGGAGCAGUGAGCAGGAUUUACAACUGGGGCCCAGAUGCUGAACCUGCCUAACCUGUUUGUCAGCUGAGGAUCUUGCCUGGCUGUGUCUGCACUGAGAUCAACACCUGUGGUUGUGCCCAAACCCUUUUCCCUCCCUCCACCCACCAUUAGGCAGCUUUUACAGCUCCAGUUUCUGCUGUGAGCAGCUGCUUGCCUGCACUGCAGAAAGAGUUUAGGCUGCUGACUGCCCUUAAUACACUCCCUGAUGUUUGCUCUGAAUUUGGAGUGGAAGUUGACUGGGAAAAUGAUCUUAAGAGUUUUGCAGCAGAUGGGGAUGUGUUGGAAAAAGUGGGGACAGGAUGCAAUAAUACAGAAAGGGUUUCUAAUGCAUGGUUAUGUAUUAGCUUAUUCCUUGGUUUGGAGGCAGAAAGAGCCUUACAUGAGCUGGCCACUGAAAAGUAACUUCUCUUCCAUCUUCAAAGAAAACCCAAACCAGAAACAUGGAAUAGAACAGCAGGAAUUGGAGCCUUAUCCACCUCACCGUCAUCUAUGCAAACAAGUGUCUACCACAGCAUCACCUGAACGCCAAAUCCAGCUGCAAAGUGCAGCCAGCUCAGCAUCUGCCUGGAUUUCAGCAGUGCAGCCAGCCCUGCUGCCGGGCUGGGGAUGAUGCUGCAGCUUUUGGGCAGCAAGCUCCCUUUCUGCCUUGCUCGUGGAAACAACUCUGCAGUUGAUUUUAUGGUUUAGGGAAGGGUUUAAUGUGCUUUUGGUGUUGAUGUCUUGUGUAACUUCAGUCAGCUUCUGCACAAAGGAGGGCCCUGCUUUUUCCCAAUAUUCUCCCUCCCAUGGCUUGGCCCUGUGUGCACUACCAUUCCAGAUGUGUCUGGGUGCAUUCUUCAGGCCCCUGGGAUAGCUGAGUGAGAUAGUGCACCCUUGAUAAGGUAAUUUAAUUCCAGCCUUGUUCACUGGUUUGGCAGCAGCUUUUGGAAACUCCCUCUGGUGCAACUCCACCAGCAGAAGCACAAAUGCAGACAUACUGCUGACACAUCUUUUUAGCUGGCUCUGGGGGCUGGGAGCAGCUCUGUGCUCAGUGAGCUGCUGGGAGGUGACAAAUCCACAAUCUCACUGAUCUCUCCCACCACUUCCCUGACAGGCCCUUGAGACAGUUUUGCAGAACACAGAGCAUCAGGUGGGGACAUUGCCUGGGAUUUUACAGGCUCUUGUAUUCCCCAGACAGGUGUAACCCUGACAUAGCACAAGUGCCCUUCUAGCACAUUUACUUUUGUUGCAAUACAUCCACCAGAGAGGAGCCACAGUGAACUAAUGCAUUCCAAGGACAGUGUCAGCUGAACAAACCUGGAACUCAGAAAGAAAAGUUGAAAUCAAAUAACAAUCCCUCAUUUCUUGGUUAAUCGUUUUGAUUUGUCUAUAGUAUGGAGCUAUUUUAAGCAGUGUAAGAAUGCAUUAUUUUUAAUACAGACUAUUUAAAUGAAUUAUGAUGUAGUUGAGGUAGUUCUAUAAAUGUAGUGGGACCUGUCAGGGUGUAUUUGUUGUAUUAGGCUAGUCUUUUUGCUGUCUGAUUGCAGUGCUCUGUAUGCAACCUUAUGCCUCAAUUGUUUUGAGCUGCUUUUGCACAACACAUGCUCUGCCCUGUCUUAAUGGGUGAUUAGUGCAAGCCAAGUACUUUUACAGAAAUCACUUGGGGCAAGAAAAAGCUUCAGAAAUAACACAUGAACAUUUCUAAAGGAACAAGAAAAGCAUCAUGUUAAAUGCUUUGAUUCUAAAAUAUGUAUCAUGCUUUGGCACCUGUUAUUCAUGAGCAUAAAAUAAACCAAUUAUUACUUACA